CUACUUUUUAAAUCAUGACCAACGCAUUUUUAUGUAAUAUCUUUCACCUUUUCGCUCUAGGCUUGUCGCGUUGCCUUGUUUCCUCUGCUCAGUUCAACAAUUUCUUGAAUGAUGGAACUUUUGACGGAUUAACCUGUCCUGAGUCCGGUAUUGUCUUCAAUGUGCUCAAUAUACAAAGCGAUAUCCAGUGUGCGUUCCAGUGUCCACGCUAUGACACGUGCGUUGCCGUAUUCUACAAACCGUCGGAGAAGAAAUGUGUUGGAUGUUUAACAACAGAAGGGAUGACUACGGAAGAGGGAAAUAUUGGUUAUGCUUCAGGUUGUGGGACUCCACCACCUAUUGCUUACGGAAAUAUCACUUUGACCUCUGGAACAAACUUCAUGGACACAGCAACUGUAGCCUGUGACUCGAGAUUCCGUGCUUCCUCUGAAACGAUCACGUGCACGUCUGAUGGUGUUUGGGAAACGGCUACCUGUGAAGAGUACGAUUGUUACUUGACAACACCAGGGGAGUAUAAAGGGAAACGAAACACAACAUACAUGGGAACAACGUGCUUCAGGUGGGAUUCCCCUGAAGCAACCAGUUUCUGCGAGACCUCCUACUGUCCAGAUCCAGCUGAAGCCGAGAACUAUUGUAGAAAUUCAGAUUUUGAUGAAAAUUCGUCGCCUUGGUGCAUUCCAGAAAGCGUGACGCAAGAUUUCUAUAAACAAAGUUGCGAAAUUCAUAAGUGUGAUUAG
This is a messenger RNA of Ruditapes philippinarum (Manila clam), 737 nucleotides long. RefSeq lists its product as uncharacterized. The coding region runs from base 15 to 737 and encodes 240 amino acids. The transcript has 3 exons. The record is from RefSeq and is a predicted model, not a curated record. Lineage: Eukaryota; Metazoa; Mollusca; Bivalvia; Venerida; Veneridae.